Molecule: messenger RNA, 910 nt
Organism: Papilio machaon (common yellow swallowtail)
Lineage: Eukaryota; Metazoa; Arthropoda; Insecta; Lepidoptera; Papilionidae
Gene: ATPsynB
Product: ATP synthase subunit b, mitochondrial
Exons: 5
Coding region: 115-852 (245 amino acids)
Biological process (GO): proton motive force-driven ATP synthesis
Molecular function (GO): proton transmembrane transporter activity
Source: RefSeq, a predicted model, not a curated record
AUUAAAAUCGAUUGAAAAAGAUAAAGAAGGAACAUCUCUCUAACGCAAAGUACUUUUGGCCCGAGUCUGCGGCUACUUGCUUAAUUUUAAUAUACUAUAAUAGCAGAAUUUAAAAUGCUAUCACGUAUAGCUUUGCGUUCAGCCGCUGCUCGUCAGUCAGCUACUACCGCGUUAGUAGCGCGCGGCUCUGCCUCCGAUGUUGCGGGUGUGCGUGAUGAGAAGAACUUCCCCAGACCUGUACGAGGGGAGCCUGGCAAAGUCAGACUCGGAUUUGUUCCCGAAGAAUGGUUCCAAUUCUUCCACUCAAAGACGGGAGUAACUGGUCCUUACACAUUUGGCGUGGGUCUCGCCACAUACUUGUUCAGCAAGGAGAUCUAUGUUUUGGAGCAUGAAUAUUACACCGGUCUGUCUAUCUUCCUGAUGGUCUACUAUGCAACCACAAAGUUCGGACCACAGAUUGCUGCAUGGCUCGACAAAGAAGUUGAUGCAGUAGAGAGCAACUGGAACGAAGGUCGCGUGCAGAACAUCAAGGACUUGGAACAGGCAAUAGAGGAGGAGAAGACAGCGCAGUGGCGAGCGCAGGGCCAGGAACUCCUCAUACAGGCCAAGAAGGAGAAUGUACUGCUGCAGCUCGAGGCAGCUUACAGAGAACGCAUGAUGAACGCUUACACUGAGGUGAAGCGUCGUCUGGACUACCAGCUGGAGAAAUCUAAUGUGGAACGUCGUCUGGCGCAGAAGGCGAUGGUUGACUGGGUGGUCUCCAAUGUCACAAAAGCCAUCACCCCCGACCAGGAGAAGCAGGCGAUAGACCGCUGCAUCGCGGACCUCUCAGCACUCGCAGCUAAACAUUAAUGCGACUAGAACUAGAUUAUGUAUAUCAAAAUAAAGUUAUUGUUUCUUGAAUAGAUCA